Messenger RNA from Octopus bimaculoides (California two-spot octopus), 520 nucleotides. RefSeq names its product endothelial zinc finger protein induced by tumor necrosis factor alpha. The record is from RefSeq and is a predicted model, not a curated record. NCBI's taxonomy places the organism in Eukaryota, Metazoa, Mollusca, Cephalopoda, Octopoda, Octopodidae.
AUGUCGAAAGAUAUUGGAAAAACAAUAUAUCACUGUAAUAUUUGUAAAAUGUCAUUCUCUAAAAAAAGUCAAUUCGCUCUUCACAAACUUAUUCAUGGAGAAGAUAAGCCAUAUCAAUGUGAUAUCUGUAGAGAGAAACUAUACGAGUGCGACAUCUGUGGUAAAUCAUUCACUUUGAAAAGUACUUUGACCAUUCACAUACGCAUUCAUACAGGAGAGAAGCCGUACCAGUGUGACAUGUGUGGCAUAGCAUUCUCUGAAAGAAGCAGCUUAAGUGUUCACAAGCAAAUUCAUACAGGAGUUAAGCCAUAUCACUGUGAUGUCUGUGAUAAAUCCUUCUCUCGGCAUCAUUACUUAGCUGAACACAAGCGCAUUCAUACAGGAGAUAAGCCAUACCACUGUGAUAUCUACGAUAAACCGUACCACUGUGAUAUCUGUGGUAAAUCAUUCUCUCGGAAUCACACUUUAAUUGAACACAAACAAACCCAUACAGGAGAGAAGCCAUAUCGCUGUGAUAUCU